GCACACUUCAAUCGUUAGUCUGGCAUCGGGCACUGUUGAGCUAUCAAUCGUCGGCGGUCCCAGUGUUCUAGUCCAGACGCCACGCUGAGGAUUUAUGGUAAACACUGUCAAACUCGGUUCUCUUCUUAGCUAUUCUAGGACUGCUGGAACUUAAACCAGCGUGGCUGCCAUCUGACGUCUUGUUUUGGUGUUCUUCAUAUGCUUGAGCCCUGCGGCCGAUCCCUUCAGUCCACAACACAUCCGCUCACUCUCCGUCGAUCGUUGACGAGUGGCAUACCGCUCGACGAAACGUCGCCAUAUACACUCGCUUUGCUCAAAGAUACCCACGUUCACUCCAUAGUACCUAAUCAGCAAUCAUGAGCCACAGUUUCCUUGACGCACCUGCUCUCAGCAGCAGGUCGUCGGUGGAUGACUUCUCACAUAAUGCAAGCGGCACACAAACACCAAGAAGCAGAGCUUCUCAGAGAGUUGGACGACACAAAUCUUCAUUCAUCAUGGAGCAGCUUCCUCCUCCAUCUCCAUCUUGGACACCUGCGCCUUCAAUCGGGCCAAUGAGCGGCACCACCACAGCACGCACAUCGCGACGCAACUCCUUCACAUCUAUGCACUCAAUGGCCAGUCAAGGAGGCAUCAUGGAAGAGAUCAAGCAUGAGGCUAUGGUCAACUUCCUCUUCCAGCAACAGUGUAAAAAGCUUUGGAUCAGCAGCGGCAGUGGCGACAUCGAGGGUGUUCUCGUGAGAAAAUCAAGAGGCAAUUACGCGGCAUGCCCACCUGCGCUGACUGAGUCUUCGCUCGGCUACUACGCAUCGCUCAUCAACCUUCCGGUUGUCAUCACAAUCAACUCUCGCGUCAUCCAGGCAUUCGUUCAGUUCACACCAGAUGCGACCGACGUCCCUCUCGGAAAGGGUCUUCACAUCCAGAUUCUUCCCUCCAUCGACGAUUUGCCCAAGGCGCGCAAGAACCAGGGCGCUGCUUUCCUCGCAGCUGAGCAGUUGCUUCUGGUUUGGGACGACGACCCAAACGCGAUCUUUGCUCGCGCGGUGCACAUUGAGGACGAGCUGAUGAAGCUUGUCUGGAGGGCCGGUGAGCCUGAAGAAGCAGAGGAGGAGAUCAGCGAGAAGAAGGGCCCUGCAGUGGUCGAAACUGAGAUCGAUGAGGAGACUGGCGAGUACAAGCCUGAAGUCCGCCCUACCAACAUCAUGAACGGUGUACUGGUCGGAAUCACCCUCGUCAUCAUCACUGUCAUGUUGGGUCUCGGAUUCAAGCAGAUUGCUGUCCAGGUCAUGGUCGACCAGAACUACAUCCGAAUCGCCUUCCUGAUCUUGAUCCCCGUCCAGAUCUUCUUCACGCUUUUCUUUGCGCAGGUUAUUGUUGGUUGUAUCGCACAAAUGAUUGGUCCUAUUCGCCAGAUGAAGACCAACUCCAGGUACUACUCCGCGCUUCUGCCCCGCCGUCUGACUGGCAAGCUUCCCCAUAUCACCGUUCAGUGCCCUGUCUACAAGGAAGGUCUCCAAUCCGUUAUUGCGCCAACCGUCAAGUCACUGAAGGCCGCCAUGGCUACGUACGAGCUUCAAGGUGGAUCUGCCAACAUCUUCAUCAACGACGAUGGUCUGCAGCUCAUCGACGAGGAGGAGCGCCAGGCACGUAUCGAGUUCUACCAGGACCACAGCAUUGGCUGGACUGCUCGUCCUAAGCACGGUCUUGACGGCUUCGUCCGCAAGGGAAAGUUCAAGAAGGCCUCAAACAUGAACUUCGGUCUCAUGCUGAGCAACAAUGUCGAGGAGAAGCUUGCCUCCGUCCAGCGAGACCAGAGUUGGACUCAGGACGACGAAGCCAAGGAGUACGAGCGCUGCCUCAAGGAAGUGGUCGAGGAGCACGGCCGCGCCUGGGCCGAUGGCAACAUCCGUGUUGGGGACUACAUCAUUCUCAUCGAUUCUGACACUCGUGUCCCUGUCGACUGUUUCCUCGAUGCCGCAUCCGAAAUGGAGCAGUCUCCUGAAGUUGGUAUUAUGCAGUUCUCCUCUGGUGUCAUGCAGGUUGUUCACAACUACUUCGAGAACGGUAUCACGUUUUUCACCAACAUGGUCUACACUGCUAUUCGUUACACUGUUGCCAACGGCGAUGUCGCUCCUUUCGUCGGCCACAACGCCAUUCUUCGCUGGUCUGCUGUUCAACAGGUCUCGUACUAUGACGAGGACGGCUACGAGAAGUUCUGGUCCGAGUCCCACGUCUCCGAGGAUUUCGACAUGUCUCUGCGUCUUCAGGUCAACGGCUACAUCAUUCGUCUUGCAGCCUGGGCCGGCGAGGGUUUCAAGGAGGGUGUUUCUCUGACUGUCUAUGAUGAGCUUGCCCGAUGGGAGAAGUACGCCUACGGUUGCAACGAGCUUCUGUUCAACCCGAUGCGCUUCUGGAUCACCCGCGGUCCCUUCACCCCUCUUUUCCGCAGCUUUUUGUUCUCCAACAUCCGCUUCACCUCCAAGGUUACCAUCAUCUCAUACAUCGGAACAUACUACGCCAUUGGCGCUGCCUGGAUCAUGACAAUCGCCAACUACUUUGCUGUAGGAUGGUUCAACGGUUACCUCGACAAGUACUACCUCGACUCCUGGAAAGUUUGGUUCUCUAUCGUCAUCGUCUUCACUGGUCUCGGUAACCUGUCUCUUGCUAUCAUGCGCUACCGUGUUGGUGACAAGGGAUUCCUGGCCGCACUGUUCGAGAACAUCAAGUGGAUUCUGAUGAUGGCUACUUUCUUGGGUGGUCUCUCCCUGCACGUCUCCUCGGCUCUCCUUGCUCACAUGUUCGAGUACGACAUGCAGUGGGGUGCCACUGCUAAGGAAGCCGAGUUCUCCAACUUCUUCAUUGAAGUGCCCAAGGUCCUCAAGAGCUUCAAGUACUCCAUUGCUUUCGGUCUUUUCGGCAUCGCCGGCAUGAUCAUUCUGGCUGUUGGUCCCUUCAUUCCCUACGGCUGGGAGAUCACCGACUUCGUCGCGAUCCUGCCGAUGGCUAUGGUGUGCGGAUCGCACUUGUUGCUCCCAAUUGCGCUCAACCCUGCGCUUAUGACUUUCACUUUCUAAGCCUGUCAUGUUCAUAUCAUGUUUUGGCGUUCUAUAUCGAGCCGGCGAGCUCAUUGUUCAUUACCCACUGGCGGCGACCAGACAUACUAUCGUGCAUACGCAAGGCGCCAUAUACACUCUCUCUUUGAUGAGUAUAGAGAUUAGACAUAAUGUAUAAAGUGCAAAUCACCAACCCUU
Messenger RNA from Boeremia exigua, 3248 nucleotides. RefSeq names its product glycosyl transferase family group 2-domain-containing protein. NCBI's taxonomy places the organism in Eukaryota, Fungi, Ascomycota, Dothideomycetes, Pleosporales, Didymellaceae. The record is from RefSeq and is a predicted model, not a curated record. Bases 357 to 3071 code for a protein of 904 amino acids. The transcript is spliced from 3 exons.